This is a messenger RNA of Diceros bicornis minor, 1352 nucleotides long. Its product is annotated as MHC class I-like protein MILL1. The coding region runs from base 153 to 905 and encodes 250 amino acids. Gene Ontology annotation, cellular component: external side of plasma membrane. The transcript has 3 exons. The record is from RefSeq and is a predicted model, not a curated record. Lineage: Eukaryota; Metazoa; Chordata; Mammalia; Perissodactyla; Rhinocerotidae. Gene Ontology annotation, biological process: immune response; antigen processing and presentation of endogenous peptide antigen via MHC class Ib; antigen processing and presentation of endogenous peptide antigen via MHC class I via ER pathway, TAP-independent.
AGUUCCUGCUUCCUUUGGAAAUGAUUCCUCAUGGCCCUCUAUUUGCUGCAAAUACACCUUACUUUGUGAGACGACUUCCACUGGUGUAGAGUCUUAUUUAACUCACCAGGAGGUGAGCCCACUUGGUUUGGUAUCAAGACCUCUGGACGGGAAUGGGGAUAGGGUCCCCGGGGGGCCCCAGAGCCCUGAGCCACCUGCUGCUCCUGUUGCUGCUACUGGAGGAACCCCUGGGGUCCUGCACUGGAACCCACACUCUCCGCUACGACCUCAUGGCCCUGUCCCUGGACAGGCCUGGGAAGCCCCAGUUCCUGGCCCUGGGGUACUUUGAUGAUGAGGUUUUCUUGCGCUAUGACGGCAAGAGCCACAAGGCAGAGCCCCUUGGUCUAGGGAUCCAAACGGACUUGGGACCUGAGACCUGGGAGAGAGAGACCAAGGACCUGAAGGAGAAGGAGCGGCAGCUCAGACAGAUGCUGACAGAGGUCAUGGGCCAGCAGGGCCAGGGUGCGGGCCUUCACUCCCUCCAGGCCACAUUGGGCUGUGAGCUCCAGGGAGACAGCACCAGAGGCUUCUGGCGCUUGGGCUACAAAGGGCAGGACUUCCUCACCUUCGACUCACAGACCCUCACUUGGACGUUGGCCACGCCUUCAGCCCAGCACAUCAAGAAGCUCUGGGAGACCCAAGGCCCCAGGGCUGAUCUGGUUAAGGAUUUCCUGUGUGUGACUUGUCCUGCCCAACUCUGGAGAUACCUGGCCUCCUGGAGGGGCCUCCUGGAGCAUACAGGUACUGACCUGGGCGGGAGGGUCCACCCACUGAGUCUACCCCUGGUUCCUACAAGGAAGAGAACUUUCCUCUUGUUUUCUGAGUGGCUGUCCUGCACUGGCCUUAGGCUAGUUGCUGAGUUGUGAGUGAAUUGUCGGAGAAGCACACCCAUGUGGGUGGGUGAGGGGUCUCCUCUGAACGCAUUGCUGGUCAAUCAGCUGGAGAAGUGGAGGGCCCUCAAAUGUGGGCCCAGAUCUCAGACCUCAAGCCCCAGGCAGGCAGGAGAGGGAAACCUUUUCUCUCCAAGACCCUCAUUCUCUGGGAUGUUGACUUGACGGGGAGAGACAUCUAGGUUUGAACUCCUUGGCGGAGGCCCUAGGAUGAAGCCAACCUCGUUGGAAGCCAAGAUAGAACAAAAUAUUCCAGCUCUGGAGCAAGGGUCACAUGUUCAAAGGCAAACCACCCAGAAUCCUAUUACCAGGGUCAUUCCACUGCUGUUCUGCUUUCACUUUUAGAAAAGUCCACUUUAAAGUUUCCUCCUCAUCUAAGUCUUGUGACAUAAAAUAAAAUGAAAGAGUAGAUACUGUGUGUGU